UUUUCGUGCUCAGUUUUGAUAGUCUGUAUCAGGAUUUAACCUUCGCAAUCCUUUCUCUCUGUGUUCAUACCAUUCACUCUUCUCUCCUCUCUUCUCAUUAACAACCGGAGUAGCCGAAGGCUGCCUCUAAAAGGAAGCGAGGUGCUACAUUACACUGAAGCAAUUUGAUCCACCAAGUUGGAACUGUUCAAGUUCCCCGUUACAGAUAACUAGCGAGAGUGUAGAGAACUUCGAUUUGCACCGAUCAUAUUCGGGGUUUAAGGGGGUUUGGGUGAAUCCUUGAAGUGUAAGGAACUGUAGAAGCAAGCUUUGAGUUGCACUGUGAGAUUUCAAGAUCUGUAUCAACCACAAUGGUGUACUGCAGUCACUGUGCCAAAAAUGUAGCUGGGGAGAGAAUGGAUGACGGUUUCUUAUGUUGCGUAAUCUGUGGGAAGGUGUUGGAAGAUUACUUUUUUACUGAGGAGCCUACAUUUGUCAAGAAUACGGCAGGGCAGAGUAAAUUAUCAGGUAAUUAUGUAAGAACAGUUCAAAGCGAGUUCUCCGAGUCACGACAAAGGACUUUAGAUAGAGCUCAUGAAGAGAUUAAAUUUCUAAGUUCUGGCCUUGGAGUUCAGGAUGAACAUAUGGCCGACCAAGCACUUGCCUUUUAUAAACUGGCGCUUGGGGAAAACUUCACUCGUGGACGUAAAUCAGAGCUAGUACAGGCUGCUUGUCUCUAUAUUGCAUUUCGGGACAACAACAAGCCGUACCUUCUUAUUGAUUUUUCAAAUUAUUUAAGAAUAGAUGUUUAUGCUCUAGGAUCAGUUUUCUUGCAGCUUUGUGAAGUGCUGAAGCUUGGAGAGCACCCAAUUGUUCAAAGGCCUAUUGAUCCUAGUCUUUUUAUUCAUAGAUAUACUAAAAAUUUGAUUAAGCGAGGGAGUAAGGCGGUCUCUGAUACUGCUCUGAGCCUUGUUGCAAGUAUGAAACGAGACUGGAUGCAGACAGGGAGGAAACCUAGUGGUUUAUGUGGUGCGGCAUUAUACAUUUCUGCUUUUGCACAUGGAAUUAAAUGCUCCAAACCCGAUAUUGACCGGAGUUCGAGACAGGUGAUUGGCACCGGAUUUCUCCAGCAGUUUCUCAACAACUGCCAAGUGACUCAAUUGAAGUGCCAACUACCUUGUCUCCUCCGACUCCGACAACUGAGUCUACCCAUCCAAUUGCCCUUCGAAAAGCUUAGAAUCGUCCAUGUAUGUGAACAAACAUUGACCAAACGAUUGGUUGAAUUUGAGAAUACGAAAUGUUCUAGCUUGACAGUUGAGGAGUUGGAUACAUUGGCAAAGGAGCAAGAAAAAAAUCCAACAGCAAUGCCAGAAGGUGAAUUGAAAGGGGUUUCGAAAGAUCUACUAUGUGAGCACAAGGACAGCGGGGCUUCCCAUUUUGCACUUGGAUUGUGUGAAGAAUGCUAUAAGGACUUAGAUAUGCUCUCUGGUGGACUUGGUGGUGGUUCGGAUCCUCCUGCAUUCCAACGUGCUGAGAGGGAAAGAGAGAAAAGGGCACUUCUCAAAGAGAGUGUUGAUGAAGCAUGUGAUUUGGCGAAUGCAUCAAAUGAUCAGUUUAAGAGCCAUAGAGAAGAUUUGCCUGUGCCAGAAGGUAUUGGGGCCAAUGUUGCGCAUGAGUCCGUUAAAGAUGGUGAAUGUGAUGAUUCAUUUAGAGAAGAUGAAUCUGAAACUUUAUCUGAUAUUGAUGAUGAAGAAGUUGAUUUAUACAUUCAUGAUGAGAAGGGGAGGCAGAUCAAGAAGAUACUAUGGGAAGAAGCAAAUCGGGAGUAUCUUGAGGAGCAGGCAGCCAAGGAAGCAAUUGCAGAAGCUAACAAGAAAGUUUUUGAGGCAAAUUUUGAAAACUGUUCAGAGGAUUUACUUGCAGCAAGAGAGCUCGCUGCAUCUGCUUCUGAAGCUGUGGCAAAAUCCAGAAAGGAAAUGAAACAGAGACGAGCCAAUGAGGCAAAAAGUAUGGGGCCAGCUCAAUCUGCUGCAGAGGCCUUCGGCCAAAUGUCUAAUAAAAAAAGGCAAUUGCAGAGUCUGAAAUCUAAAGUCAAUUUUGAUCGCCUGGGUGAAUUAUUUAAUGAACUGGAAAAAACGGAUGAUCCCAAGAAAGAAAAGAAAGCACGAUUUGAUCCGCCCCUAGAUAAUCAUGACAACUUACAGUCAUUUGAGCACAAAAAUGACGAUGAGAUGGGAUCAGUGGAUGAAUUUGAAGAUGAUACGGGGGAGAUGAUUAAAAGUGGGUUGUCUACUGAUAAUAUUGCAGAUACAUAUUUUCCUGAGGACGAUGAGUACGGCUAUAACGAUCAUGAUUAUUAAUGAAAGAUGAAAGAUGCCAGAUGAUCUUUCUGCUUUGAUUAUCUGAUUUUUUAGCCAUUGGUAUCCAACGUUGCUGGCAGCAGUGGAACCAUAGUUGUAAGACAAAAUUCCUGGAAACCUAAGUUGUCAUCUGAUUAGCAAGUAUCUCUAAUGAGCUUUACCUCUUUUUAAUCAA
This is a messenger RNA of Vigna radiata var. radiata (mung bean), 2514 nucleotides long. Its product is annotated as transcription factor IIIB 60 kDa subunit. The transcript has 24 exons. The record is from RefSeq and is a predicted model, not a curated record. NCBI's taxonomy places the organism in Eukaryota, Viridiplantae, Streptophyta, Magnoliopsida, Fabales, Fabaceae. Gene Ontology annotation, molecular function: RNA polymerase III type 3 promoter sequence-specific DNA binding; RNA polymerase III general transcription initiation factor activity; TBP-class protein binding. Gene Ontology annotation, biological process: DNA-templated transcription initiation; transcription preinitiation complex assembly; transcription by RNA polymerase III. Bases 351 to 2339 code for a protein of 662 amino acids. Gene Ontology annotation, cellular component: transcription preinitiation complex; nucleus; transcription factor TFIIIB complex.